This is a messenger RNA of Photinus pyralis (common eastern firefly), 3074 nucleotides long. Its product is annotated as zinc finger protein OZF-like. Gene Ontology annotation, biological process: regulation of transcription by RNA polymerase II. The transcript is spliced from 2 exons. Gene Ontology annotation, molecular function: RNA polymerase II cis-regulatory region sequence-specific DNA binding; DNA-binding transcription factor activity, RNA polymerase II-specific; zinc ion binding. Gene Ontology annotation, cellular component: nucleus. The record is from RefSeq and is a predicted model, not a curated record. Bases 704 to 2125 code for a protein of 473 amino acids. NCBI's taxonomy places the organism in Eukaryota, Metazoa, Arthropoda, Insecta, Coleoptera, Lampyridae.
GCUGCACAACUCUCUUGGCGGGAGCGGUUUGCGCCGAUCUACGCGCGCAGCGCUUAUGCCCCGCCUCUUGGGGUAAAAGACUACAUUGCCUGUUUGGCGUGCAAUCAAGCCCAGUGUUGCCACGUUGGCCAUUGUCCCGAAUUCAAUUCAAUUAGGCAAUAAAAUGUAUUAAACACCUAACCCUACUUUCAUUGCAAUAUUACGUAAUAUUGUACAGCAAAUUCUAAACGUUCACAUUACAAUACAGCUCAAAAAUCACCUACUACGGUACUGUGAAGCGACCGCGCGAUGAAAAUUCGUUUAAUACGGCCCCGACUUUUACCCCAAGCGCGAGAAAGAGGGCACCAUUCCAUCUCGCUUGGUUGUAGACCGCCAGAUCAAAGGCGCCGCUCGAGAGUUGCGGAGCUGGAUAGUAAGUAAGCUGUGGCAGAAGCAUGAUACAAAUGCACGGUUGGUCAACAAAUAAAACGUGAUUUAAAAAAAAGAUUUUUACAGUUUUUGAUUGUUAAAAUUUAAAAGAAACCGAGAAUUUCUCUUUGUGGUUGAAGUAAUAUGUCUGUAUUACAAGGAAUGUUACAGUUACUAGAAGAAAAGAAAUUUUUUUUAAAUUACAAGGACUUUAACGUUACUAUUUCAAAAUUUCCAAAUAUGUGCAGAACUUGCUUGAAAGAAGGGGAAAAUAAACCAAUCGUCGGUACAAAUUAUGAGGAGAAAUCUGUGUGUGAUCUGCUUCAGUUAUACACAUCGACUAAGGUUUAAGGUGCAUCUCGACGACGGUUUGCCGCAAACAAUAUGUCGUAAUUGCUUAACGGACCUGUUCAGAAUGCACUCCUUUGUGCAGAAAUGUCAACAAUCUGAUGUUAUUUUGCGCUACUUACGAGAUAUAAGUUCAAAACACUUUGCUGAGGAUGAAAUGAUUAAAAGUGAGAAAACGACCGACGUAUUUAGUCCAGAUCAAGAUUAUUCCAUCUCUGAAAGUCGUGUACGUGUAGAAGAGGAGCGAGUGAAAGUGUCACAAAGAAAAUGUAAAAAGGAUCUCAUAUCUGAGAAAAAGGGUAGUACCCCCUAUAAUUGUAGCACUUGUAAGGAAGCUUUUCAUACCUACAAAUUAUUAAAAGCACACUGCAAAUUAUCUCAACAUUUUGAUAUUCGUAAACAUCCCUGUACAGUUUGUGCUAAAGUGUUCACUAAUAGUAAAUUAAAACAACACAUGAGGGCACAUACAAAGGAAAGACCAUACAAAUGUAAAAUAUGUUUGCGGGGAUUUAGUAUGUCGGGGAAUUUAAAACGUCAUAUGAUGACCCAUACUGGUGAAAGGCCACAUGUGUGUGAAGUUUGUGGAAAAGGAUUUAUACAAUCUACUACGCUUCACAAUCAUAAAAAGACUCACAUAAAAGGGGAGAUAAUCGAAGGUGACAGUAAUUAUAUUUGUUCACAUUGCGGUCGAGGUUUUAAAAGAUUAACACGUUACAAUACUCACCUUCUUAAACAUAAUUCUAAAAUUGUAAACAAUCAAAAAUCAAUAAUGGAACAAAGUGCUAAUUUUGAGUGUACCUUUUGUAAGCGAACAUAUAAAACUAAACAUCUAUUAAAAGCCCAUCAGUUAACGCAUGGUGAAAAAAGUUUUUUGUGCAGUGACUGCGGCAAAGGUUUCGUUACAAAAGCUGCCUUACAGUCUCACCUUAAAGUACAUACUGGUGAGAAGCCUUACACAUGUAAUAUUUGUAGUAAAUCGUUUGCUCAUGUUGCAAGCUUCGAAGCACAUUUACUGAUUCAUACAGGGCAAAAACCGUACAAUUGUGAUAUUUGUAAAAAAGCAUUUACACAGUUGUCUCACUUAAAAUAUCACAUGCGCACACAUAGCGGGGAACGGCCAUACAUUUGUCAAUACUGUAGCAAGAGUUUUGCUUUAAAAGGAAAUCUAACUGUACAUGUUCGCACUCAUACAGGAGAAACACCACAUGUAUGCCCAAUUUGUGAGAGAGGAUUUUAUGAUUCCAGUAGCAUGAAAAAACAUAAACGAAGGCAUGUUGAGAAUGGGUUAGUAAAAGUAUCCUUUUCAUCAGCAAGCACUGUAAAUAGCGAAACUGAUAAUGUAACCAAUGUCACUUACAAUUCUAUCUGAUGUACAUAAUUUAUUAUAUUUAAUAUAUUACAUUAGGCAACGUUAGUUAAGAGUGGGCAACUGCGUAGAGUGCAGUGGCAUAGAUUGUACAUGACUACUGUAUCUGGUGGAAUUGAAUAAACAAAUGUUAAGAAACCUACAUGAAUAAUCUGAAUAUCGAUGUUCAUUUUGCCUGGUAUUAUAAAAUCUUGCUAAAGUGAACUGUUCCAGAGUUACGGAGGACGUGUAACAGUAGAAAUUUUCAUCUUUUUUUAGAUUUCAGAUUGGAAUUAACAAAAGAAUUGCACACUAAUAAGUACCCUAUCGACAGUAUCUGCGACUUUUCUUUACUCUUCCGAUAGGCGAUAACCCCAUAAUUUCGUAUUUUUGAAAAACAAUUUUUUUACAGGGCGCAACCCAGACAUUAAACAAAAAAUAAUGUGACUGAUUAGAUGCGUCUCACGCGAUAUUUAACAAAAAAACGUCUUAUAGCCGGGAUGAGUAGGUUGUAAGGAAGAUGUUUUGACCGGGUUUUCAAAUUCGUUCUACGCAGUUUAAAACGAAAUUUAGGAAAACACUCAAUAUCGACAGUAUAGAAAAAUUGCAUGCAAACGUUGGGCAACACAUCAUGCUACAUACGCUCCUUGCGGGAGCUCUGGUCCAUCCUCUUAGAUUCCACUUCAUAGGGGUACGUGUUAAAAAAAGUUUAAGAAAGGCUGAACUAACGAAUAUGGGAUAUUGGAUUUUUGUAUAGCGGCUAUUUCAGUUCAUAAUUAGGGAUGAAAAUAUUUUCCAGCGCAUAGGUACCACUUUAAUUAAAUUUAAAAAUUAAAUAUUACUAAAUUUCAAGAAAAAUAGCACAAGUUCUAAACAAGAAAAUUGCAGAAUGUCGUCAUUCGUAAAAAAGGUGCUACUCAAAACAGUGUUUACUUUUUUUACCAGCCACAUAAAAAAUAAAUUUGAUGAUGAU